Castor canadensis (American beaver) is the source of this 3057-nucleotide messenger RNA. Lineage: Eukaryota; Metazoa; Chordata; Mammalia; Rodentia; Castoridae. The record is from RefSeq and is a predicted model, not a curated record.
UCGCGGCCGCCAGCGAGCAGGGGAGCGCUCUGGGAUGGGACUCGGAGGCGGCGGCAACGGCGCAGGCGACGAAGGCAGCGGCUCUGGCUCUCUAGAACCUCGCUUCCCACGAGCGGUCCCCAAGGACAGCGGCGGCCCGCGGCCCGGCGAGGCGGUCACUGAGGGACACCCGCUUCCCGGGCGCCAGCGCCGGUGGCUGCAGCCUUGCUCCUCUUCCUCCUUUUGAAGAUGGAGAAGAUGCUCGUGGGCUGUUUGCUGCUGCUCCUAGGAGAGGUCUUCCUUCUCUUCCCUGUUGCAGCCAGAGAGCGGCCCCACGCCAGGUCCCUGUCCAGAGGCAGACACGCUCGGACCCACCCCCAGACUGCACUCCUGGAGAGCUCCUGUGAGAACAAGCGGGCAGACCUUGUCUUCAUCAUCGACAGCUCCCGCAGUGUCAACACCCAGGACUAUGCAAAGGUCAAGGAGUUCAUCAUGGAUAUCUUGCAGUUCUUAGACAUUGGUCCUGAUGUCACCCGAGUGGGUCUGCUCCAGUAUGGCAGCACCGUCAAAAAUGAGUUCUCCCUGAAGACCUUCAAGAGGAAGUCUGAGGUGGAGCGAGCUGUCAAGAGGAUGAGACAUCUGUCCACCGGCACCAUGACAGGGCUGGCCAUCCAGUAUGCCCUGAACAUUGCAUUUUCAGAAGCGGAGGGGGCCCGGCCACUGAGGGAGAAUGUGCCUCGGGUCAUAAUGAUUGUGACAGACGGGCGGCCUCAGGACUCAGUGGCUGAGGUGGCUGAAAAGGCCCGGAACACAGGCAUCUUGAUCUUUGCCAUCGGUGUGGGCCAGGUGGACCUUAACACACUGAAGGCCAUCGGGAGUGAGCCCCAUGAGGACCACGUCUUCUUGGUGGCCAACUUCAGCCAGAUCGAGUCACUGACCUCAGUGUUCCAGAACAAGUUGUGCACGGUCCACAUGUGCAGCCUCCUGGAACACAACUGCCACUUCUGCAUCAAUACCCCUGGCUCCUACGUCUGCAGGUGCAAACAAGGGUACAUUCUCAACCCGGAUCAGAAGACUUGCAGAAUCCAGGAUUUGUGUGCCACGGAGGACCACGCCUGUGAGCAGCUCUGUGUGAAUGUGCCGGGCUCAUUCGUGUGCCAGUGCUACAGUGGUUACACCCUAGCGGAAGACGGGAAGAGGUGUGAGGCUGUGGACUACUGUGCCUCAGAAAACCACGGAUGUGAACACGAAUGUGUAAAUGCUGAUAGCUCCUACUUGUGCCGGUGCCGUGAAGGAUUUUCUCUUAAUCCAGAUCAAAAAACAUGCACAAAGAUAGACUACUGUGCCUCACCUAAUCAUGGAUGUCAGCAUGAGUGUGUGAACACUGCUGAUUCCUAUUCCUGCCGCUGUCUGAAAGGCUUUAUCCUGAAUCCAGACAAGAAAACCUGCAGAAGGAUCAACUACUGUGCACUGAGCAAACCAGGCUGUGAGCAUGAAUGUGUCAACACAGAGGAGAGCCAUCACUGCCGCUGCCACCAGGGUUACAUUCUGGACCCCAACGGAAAGACCUGUAGCCGGGUGGACCACUGUGCACAGCAGGACCAUGGCUGUGAGCAGCUAUGCCUGAACACGGAGGAAUCCUUUGUCUGCCAGUGCUCAGAAGGCUUUGUCAUCAAUGAAGAUCUCAAGACCUGCUCUAGGGUGGACUAUUGCCUGCUGAGCAACCAUGGUUGUGAAUACUCCUGCAUCAACACAGACAGAUCCUUUGCCUGUCAGUGUCCAGAAGGACAUGUGCUUCGCAGCGAUGGAAAGACCUGUGCAAAACUGGACUCUUGUGCCUUGGGGGACCAUGGCUGUGAACAUUCAUGUGUAAGCAGUGACGACUCAUUUGUGUGUCAGUGCUUUGAAGGUUACAUACUCCGUGACGACGGGAAAACCUGCAGAAGGAAAGAUGUCUGCCGAGAUGUGGCCCAUGGCUGUGAGCACAUCUGUGUGAACAGCAAUGACUCGUAUAUCUGCAAAUGCCUGGAGGGAUUCAAGCUGGCCCAGGACGGGAAGCGCUGCAGAAGGAAAGAUGUCUGCAAGUCAACCCACCAUGGCUGUGAACACAUUUGUGUGAACAGUGGUGACUCCUACAUCUGCAAGUGUUCAGAGGGUUUUGUCCUAGCUGAGGAUGGAAGGCACUGCAGGAGAUGCACUGAAGGCCCAAUCGACCUGGUCUUUGUAAUUGAUGGAUCCAAGAGCCUCGGAGAAGAAAAUUUUGAGAUUGUGAAGCAGUUUGUCACUGGAAUUAUAGAUUCCUUGGCAGUUUCCCCCAAAGCUGCUCGAGUGGGGCUGCUCCAAUAUUCCACGCAGGUCCGCACAGAGUUUACUCUGAGAAACUUCAGCUCGGCCAAAGACAUGAAAAAAGCCGUGGCCCAAAUGAAGUACAUGCGCAAGGGCUCUAUGACUGGGCUGGCAUUGAAACACAUGCUUGAGAGAAGCUUUACCCAAGGAGAAGGGGCCAGGCCCCUCUCCAUGCGGGUUCCCAGAGUGGCCAUCGUGUUCACCGACGGACGUGCUCAGGAUGACGUCUCCGAGUGGGCCAGUAAAGCCAAGGCCAAUGGCAUCACUAUAUAUGCUGUUGGGGUGGGGAAAGCCAUUGAGGAAGAACUACAAGAGAUUGCUUCUGAGCCCACUGACAAGCAUCUCUUCUAUGCAGAAGACUUCAGCACCAUGGGUGAAAUAAGUGAAAAACUAAAGCAAGGCAUCUGCAAGGCUCUAGAAGACUCUGAUGGAAGACAAGACUCCCCAACAAGGGAACUGCCAAAGAGGGUCCACCAGCCAACAGAAUCUGAGCCGAUUACCAUAAAUAUCCGAGACCUACUUUCCUGUUCUAAUUUUGCAGUGCAACAUAGAUAUCUGUUUGAAGAAGACAAUUUUUCUCGGUCUACACAAAAACUUUUCCACUCGACAAAAUCUUCAGGAAGCCCUUUGGAAGAAAAACAAGAUCAAUGCAAAUGUGAAAACCUUAUAAUGUUCCAGAACCUUGCAAAUGAAGAAGUAAGAAAAUUAACCCAGCGCUAUAUCCUUUUCUAA